This is a messenger RNA of Alternaria ethzedia, 675 nucleotides long. RefSeq lists its product as uncharacterized. The transcript is spliced from 2 exons. NCBI's taxonomy places the organism in Eukaryota, Fungi, Ascomycota, Dothideomycetes, Pleosporales, Pleosporaceae. The record is from RefSeq and is a predicted model, not a curated record. Bases 1 to 675 code for a protein of 224 amino acids.
AUGAGGUACGCCCUCACGGAAGAUAGAGGCCUCCUUCUCAUCGAAACCCACCCGAAGAGCUUCAGAGGCCAUCGACUCUACGAACACUGGGUUGAAUCUAACCGCCUCAAAUAUGUCUGUCGCCAGCUAUACGACGAAACCAAGGGCUUAGGUCUAAGACUAAACGACCUGGCUUUUCAGUCUGACCGGCAGAUCGCAGACUUCUAUACAUUCAUUACUGCGUGCUCGGUGGGUCAGCAGCAAUGCAUUCGUCAAGUCACACUAUGCGACGAAUAUUCGAGUUCCUCGGGAUGGGUGAGCUCAUGGAACAAGGGAGUCGAGAUAUUGGCGCCAUAUGUCGCCUUUUGGCCCGGUAUCAAGUUUCACUUAUAUGUCGGCUCUCUCGGCGAAAUCGAAUCCGCCGAUAUGUGGCUUAUGAAGGCUGCCGGCCUCCUGUACGCCAGACACAUGCACGAGAACCAUGCUGUUCUCUCUCCGUUCAUGCGCAGGAUGGCCGUUCGUCUUGGCUCUGAUCGAGAGGAGCCAAUCCCGAGUCAUAUCCGCAUAUUCCCUGGUACAGGGCCUGGCGACCUUAUCCAACCUGUCUUCAGUGAGGAAGACAUACAGAGACAUGGCGUAGCGCAGAUCAAGCUCUGCAUCAAAGAGAUCGAAAAGUGGCAGCGAGAGGGUGUCUAG